CCUCUGCCAUCGUGGGGGGAAAAUGAUGAAGCCAGCUCCAUCCCCCAGGCUGGUGGUACAAAGCUGACAUUUAGUCAAGACUUUGUGCUCUGCACUGUGCGACUGCCCAGCUUCAUCAACACCACCCUCCCGCCGCACGAGCAGGCGACGGCCCAGGAGAUCGACAGCUACUUCCGCCACGAGCUCAUCGACAAGAGGAAGGAGCGGAUGGGGAAGAGGGUCAUGGCGCUUCUGCGGGAGAACGAAGACAAGAUCUGCUUCUUGGCCUUCGGAGCAGCAUUUAACAGGUUUCAAGGUUGAUGAGUGUAUGAAAGAAUGAAUGAGUGAAGACAUGAACACAUGAACGAGUGUUGACCGGAUCCUCCCCUCCUGGUCUCGUCUGGGCCUGACAGUGGUCAAGUCAGGGCAACACGAGCCCUACCUUAGCUCUCAGAGGCCUGCUCUCCACUAAUAAGCCCAGAGCCACGUGCAGAUCUUGCUGGCAGCUGCCUCCGGGGGCUCAGCCCCUCCUGAAACAAUGGUCUGAGAAUUUCAAAGCUGGACGCAGCCUCCAAGCUCAAGCCUGCCCACGUCAUCAGAGCCCCAGACAGACUGAGGGCCCUACAGGCCAAGAUCUGGGUGAAGCUCACAGCGAGUCCAGGAGAGAGCCAGGACCAGACCCCGGGCCCAGGAGCUAUGAUCCCGGGGCUCUGUUCUUAUCUGCAGUCAGGGAGCUCACCGUACGGACCUGCGACAGCCACUGUAUUGGCAUGCAACAUGCCCACACACAAUCCGUAGUGAGAAAAGUCCAUGCCCAUGUCACUGACUUCUUACGGCCGUAAGUCCCGAGCCCCGCAUCCUACAGCGGGCUGAAGAUUGACGUGCCGGCCGGCACAGGCUCUCUCGGCCAGCGUGCAACCUGCAGGCGGCCCGCAGACAUAGCCAGGCGCUCUACACGCUGCCGUCCAGGUGCUUCUCCAUCCCAUCUCAGGCCUUGCUCAGCCCACCUCUGCCCCAGCACAGACUGGGGUCUCCAGUGCUGCUGGCGGUCGGCCGCCCCUUCUCCCUUCUGCUCCACAGAGAGAGUCGGUACAAAGAGUGGGAGGUUUGGUGUCAGGACGCUUGGGCGGUCAGGAUGCUUGGGUGUAAAGCGGGGCUCUACCACUGCCGGCUAAGAGACACCGGGAAAGCCAUGCCGCCUCUCUGGGCCUCAGUCUCUCGUCUGCAAAACGGGGGUCAUGCACCUGCCUCUUCAGAUUGUGCUAAAUACGUUCAUUGUAGGUCACGGGGUUAAAAUUCUCUACCACGUGGAGGGCUCUUUAUAAUAAAAACUCCUACUGUGUGCCAGCCUCCACUCCAGGCCCUGAGAUUACAUCACCUUUCAUCUUCACAGUAACACCAUGAGAUGGGCUUUAUUACACUCAUUUCGCAGAUGAAAACUAAGCCCCAGAGAGGAAGAAUGGCUUCCUCAAGGCCGUGCAGGCAGACCUUCAACUUGAACCCUGGCUUCUAGGGUUCCGGUCCUAGC
Molecule: messenger RNA, 1507 nt
Organism: Ailuropoda melanoleuca (giant panda)
Lineage: Eukaryota; Metazoa; Chordata; Mammalia; Carnivora; Ursidae
Product: metalloprotease TIKI2
Exons: 3
Biological process (GO): negative regulation of Wnt signaling pathway
Cellular component (GO): plasma membrane; organelle membrane
Molecular function (GO): metalloendopeptidase activity; Wnt-protein binding
Source: RefSeq, a predicted model, not a curated record